This is a messenger RNA of Necator americanus (New World hookworm), 1017 nucleotides long. RefSeq lists its product as uncharacterized. Gene Ontology annotation, biological process: tRNA threonylcarbamoyladenosine modification. Gene Ontology annotation, cellular component: cytoplasm; EKC/KEOPS complex. The transcript is spliced from 9 exons. Bases 1 to 1017 code for a protein of 338 amino acids. NCBI's taxonomy places the organism in Eukaryota, Metazoa, Nematoda, Chromadorea, Rhabditida, Ancylostomatidae. The record is from RefSeq and is a predicted model, not a curated record.
AUGGUUUGCAUUCUGGGAAUCGAAGGGUCGGCGAACAAAAUUGGGGUUGGCAUUGUUAGAGAUGGCGAAGUACUAUCGAACCCACGUGCAACGUUCCAUGCCCCUCCCGGUGAGGGUUUCAGGCCCAGUGAAACGGCGCAGCAUCAUCGUCAGCAAAUCCUAAGAGUUCUAUCGAAAGCUCUCAGUGAUGCUAACAUCAAAGAGCCAGAGAAAGAGAUUGAUGCUAUUGCGUUUACGAAGGGACCUGGAAUGGGAGCUCCUCUACAGGUUGGUGCUGUUGUUGCCCGCACUUUGUCACUAAUGUGGUCGUUACCUUUGGUCCCUGUUAAUCAUUGUAUUGGUCAUAUUGAAAUGGGUCGACUUAUCACCGGCGCGAACAAUCCGGUGGUCUUAUACGUUAGCGGUGGAAACACACAGGUAAUAUCCUAUUCACACUAUAAAUAUCGUGUGUUUGGAGAAACGAUUGAUAUUGCUGUCGGUAAUUGCCUUGAUAGGUUUGCAAGAGUGGUUAAACUGCCGAACGACCCCAGUCCCGGCUAUAGUAUUGAGCAGGCGGCCAAAAAAGGAAGUCGACUGUUGGAACUACCGUAUAACGUAAAAGGAAUGGACGUAGCAUUCUCUGGUAUUUUAUCAUUAAUUGAAAGCAAAGCUUCACAGCUUUUAUCUAGUGCAGAGUGUACAGUUGAGGAUUUAUGCUUUUCUUUACAGGAAACUGUUUUUGCAAUGUUAGUGGAGAUAACGGAAAGAGCUAUGGCACACACAGGAAGUAAAGAAUUGCUUAUUGUCGGAGGUGUCGGAUGUAACAAGAGAUUACAGGAAAUGGCUGAAUCAAUGUGUGCAGAUCGUGGUGCACAUUUGUUCGCUACCGAUGAAAGGUUUUGCAUCGAUAAUGGUGCAAUGAUUGCUCAAGCAGGAUAUUUAAUGCAUAAAGCUGGACUGAAAUGUGAACUGGAAAAAUCCACCAUAACCCAACGCUACCGUACUGAUCAAGUAAAUGUUUGUUGGAGGACAAAAUAA